AUGUCCUCCCUUUUCGAAUCUUGUGAUUUGGCUCCUCCGGAUCCUAUUCUUGGCACUGCCACCGCCUACAAGGCUGACCCUUCCUCAAACAAGGUUAAUCUCGGUAUUGGUGCUUAUCGUGAUGAGUAUGGCAACCCUAAGGUGCUCGAUGUUGUUC
Molecule: messenger RNA, 157 nt
Organism: Perkinsus marinus ATCC 50983
Lineage: Eukaryota; Perkinsozoa; Perkinsida; Perkinsidae
Product: aspartate aminotransferase, putative
Exons: 1
Biological process (GO): amino acid metabolic process
Molecular function (GO): transaminase activity
Source: RefSeq, a predicted model, not a curated record